Messenger RNA from Ylistrum balloti, 11164 nucleotides. RefSeq lists its product as uncharacterized. The coding region runs from base 1 to 6060 and encodes 2019 amino acids. The transcript has 50 exons. Lineage: Eukaryota; Metazoa; Mollusca; Bivalvia; Pectinida; Pectinidae. Gene Ontology annotation, molecular function: ATP binding; nucleic acid binding. Gene Ontology annotation, biological process: transposable element silencing; germ-line stem cell division. The record is from RefSeq and is a predicted model, not a curated record.
AUGAGUGAUCUAGUGGACAUUGAGAUCACCAAUGUGGAGUCUCCGAGUUUAUUUUAUGCCAAGGUUGUGAAAGACUUGACAGAGUCGUCAGAUGAUUUGGCAUUUCAGUUGCUCGAAAAAUCUAUGAAUGAUUUUUUCAACACAGAGAGUCUUUAUUUGCCAAGUCACACACCCUAUGAGGGUGACAUUUGUAUUGGAAGACGGGUGUUGGAUCGACGUUGGUGCCGGGUCAAGGUGACUGGAGUACUUUCGAGGAGAAGUGGUACAGAAGGAAGGUGCUUCUUCCUUGAUUAUGGAAUAUCAGAUUAUAUACCUCUCAAAUGGUUACGAAAGGCCUCGGAUGACUUUCUGACAGUGCCGUUCCUGGUGAAGAAAUUCUGUCUGUAUGGUGUGAAGCCACUUACUCUUGCUCUAGAAACAGAACACCUAUCUGUCAAUCAAGUGAAGUCUGAAACCUGGGAUACCUCAGCAGUGACAUUGAUGAACAAAGUUAUUAAAGAAAGCCAUAGCACAAAGGUACGCAUCAGAUAUGUAGACAGGGACAAUAUCCACCAUGCAGAUCUAUACUUUUUCUCCCCCAAACAAAACAUCUGUCUGAAUGAGGAGUUUGUCACGUUGAAGUAUGCCACCACGGUCUUUCCAGAUGAAACUGUAACAGAUUCUGGUGAAGCUGUCAUCCAGAAGCUGCUUAAGCACUCAAAGACAUGGGAGAGUAGUCUUCCUGCUGUUGGGAGAAACAGGACAAGGAAGCAUUUGUCUGGCUGCUGUAGUGAUACUGAAGCUGGUAGGAUACCUGUUUUCUCUCCAGAAAAACAUUCCCUCAAUACUACUGUGCCAGUGGUGGAGAAGAUGAAGCAUCGCGGAAUACAUAACUCAGUGGCUGAACAAAUAACAAAAAGCUUCUCAAACAUGUCAUCUGAGAAUGUUCUAGAGGUCAGUGGUGAUCAUAAAAAGGGAGCGAUUGAUCAUAGAAGGAAGCCUAUCACCCUUGCUAAGUAUAAAGAGAGAAAGAAAUUGAAUGAAACUGCAAUAUACAGUGAUUCAGAAAUGAUUUAUAGUUCAUCGCCAAUACACCAGAAAAAUAGAAUUCAGACAUUGAAUCCUGCUAUGUUGCAGUCCUCAGCAGCCUCUGUGUCACCCAUUGGUUUGUCUUCCCUGGAGAAGAGUGUUGAGAGACAAAGCAUGUCACGGACUUCUCCUAGCUCUUCUCAAACUACACCUUUUACAUCUUCUAUGUUAGGUAAACUGUUGUAUGCAUCGUCUCCCGAAAAGAAAGAAUCUGCUGCAGUGCUUAAUGGUGAUGGGCCUGCUAAACAAGACAAUAAAACCAUUACAAACAACAUGAUAUAUAGUGAGCUUGGUCUUCCACUGACACGGGCACGACUUCCCAAAUCAGCGAAGCGAUCAUCAGAAAGUGAUCCUGAUAGUUCAAGGGCACAAACCUCUCGCCAGAUAUCCACAUCUUGUGGUAAAAGCAAUGGUUCAGCUUCAUCAGAAGACGAUAAAGUUGUUGGCGAUAUGAAGAAAUCAAUCCUGAAGAAGCCGUCGAGUUGUGUAUUUCUUAAUGAGAAGCCCUCAGUUAGAUUCAGAGACAGUGAAGCUAAAGCAGAGACUCAGGUCAAGAAAACACAAAUGCUAGGCCGCCUCACCGGUAAAAAUGCAGGCCAAAGGUUAUUGGACAAGCUGUGUGCUGGGUUAGGUGCAAGCUCACUUGGAAAGAAGCCACAAGGUGGACCUAAUCUGAAUAGAGAUGGAGUGUUGGUGCACAGUGAAGACCCGCUCAAGCCUAUCUACAACAUCCACGAUGCACCUCUUGAUCCCAUCGUCCGAGAGGGUCUUGAUAAUUAUGGCAUAAUUGCACCAAAGUUUAUUCAGUGUUAUGCCUGGCCAGCACUCCUGAGAGGUCGCAACGUGGUAGGCAUAUCACCUAGUGGGUCAGGAAAAACGUUUGCCUACCUCGCCCCACUCCUAACAGACCUCCUGAAGCAGGCAAACUACAAGGAUAUACCAGCUGGUAAUGGGCCAUACGCCAUUGUGAUGGUGCCUUUCUGGAAGAGUGCCCAGAUGUUGUAUGAUUUGACCAAGAAGCUUCUUUGUGGCAAUUCUUACUUGCGUGUCCUGGUUACUUAUGGAGGGGGAAAUGAAGAAAGUCAAGUGGUACCAUUAAUCAAUGGUUGUGAACUUUUGAUAACCACACCACGUAGUUUAUCUCGUCUCCUACAACAGAAGUACACACAUCUGGAACGUCUCUGUCACAUCGUUAUAGACGAUGCUGAGAUUGUUCUGGAAGAAUUCAGGGAAGAAAUUCAGGACUUCAUGAUCAGCUAUUCACGGGUGGUGGAGGAGCAUGUGGAACGCUCUGCUCCGCGUGAGGUCAUUCUCUUUAGCUCUCGCUGGUGUAACAUGGUAAAUUCCUUUAUUGAUGCCUUCAUGCCUGAUCCCACCCUCAUCAUCACUUCUCGCUUUGAGGCAUCCAUUUACGGCCGUAUCAAACAUAUCCCACUGUUGUGGCGGACGGACCAGUUAGCACCUCAGUUCCUGGAGCUGGUCAGUUCUCUGGCACAGGAAAACUGCAAGAUGAUCAUCUUCUGUAGCAAUGUCAACACAACCCUUUAUAUCCACAAGUUGUUAAAGAGUCGGUCUUUGUACUCUUUACUGGCUCAUGAUAAAAUGGACACAUUGAUGCUGGAGCAGAUCGGAGGGGAAUGGGCAGGGCCCUUAGACAAAGGAAAGAUCCUUAUUUGUACUGAUGAGAGUGGAGAAGAGUUAAAAGUCGAGGAUGCCACAGCCAUUGUACAUUAUGACCUUCCGUCCUCAAAGACAAAGUUUGGAAACAGACUUUCCACUAUGAGCAAGUACUACUACAACUCCACUAACAAAGAAAAGGUGGCUGAUGUAGAGCCAACAUCAUACAUCCUGAUUACAGAAGAUAGUGGUCGCCAGGUGGAAACUAUUUUACAGCUGUUAAAGAGAACAAAAAGCAAAAUUCCACGUAAUCUUCACUCUAUGGUCAUGGGUAUAAAUCAGGAAAAAAACUGUGAUGGAGAAAAGGAGUUAUGUGUAGCCCUGAAAGCUUACGGUUCAUGCAGAUACCAGAACAAAUGUACAGCUCGACACGCUCUGGUACCAGAGAUUGAUUGUACAGUUAACCAGCAAGAAUUCAAUAGUGGCGAAGUCAAGGUGUUGGUUACUAAUGUGGUGAAUGCAAGUCAUUACUUUGUGAGGGUGUUAGAACACAGACCGCCCAAUGGAGACAAGUUGGAUACAUCAAUUAUGAUGCUGGAUCUAAGAUUCAAAAUGGCUGAAUGGUUUGGGGACGUCCAACACAGAUCCAAGUACAGUAACCUGUGUUUGGGGGAGAUGUGUGCAGUAUCAGAGGACGAGGAAACCUAUCACAGGGUGAAGAUUUGUGACAUCACAGGUAUAAACUCACCAGGAGAUCGGAUCAAGGCGGAGGUGAUGUUUGUUGAUGAUGGCAGAAAAAGUUUUGUGCCUCUAGAUAAACUUUACAAUCUACCUCCACACCUCAGGGAUGUCCCAUAUCAGGCAUUAGAAGUGUUUAUCUGUCGAGUACAACCAGUCGACCUGGACGAAAACUGGACAAGCAAGGCGAGUAUGUUUGUGUAUGACCUUCUCAACCAGAAGACUAUGGAUGGCAGGAUUGUCCUCAGGGUUGGUAAUACACUAUGGUUAGACCCGUUGGUGGAAAGAAUAUACCUCACUGAUGUUCAUGCUUAUUGUACCAAUCUUUUUGUACGCUCAGAACUCCUGAAAAAUGGAUUUGCUGUAGACAAUCCAAAUCACCUGCAGCUGUUGUACGACCUUUGUAAGGAACACGUAGAGGUCCCUAAACUCAACUUACACUCAGACCAAUCAGAGAAGAAAACUGAAGUGGAAAUUUUACCAGAAUCCAAAGAAUCUCAUGACGUUCAUCUGUCUGCUAUCAUCUCUCCAACACUGAUAUAUCUCCAGAGGAGCGAAAGCACGAAACAGUUGGAAAAAAUGAAUGAUGAAAUAAACAUGAGGAUGAAGAAUGCUGAAGCAACAGAAAUUAAGUUGACCAGCCUAAAAACAGGGUCUGUGUGUCUUGCCAAGUUUGGUGAGGACAAUAUGUGGUACAGAGUGCGGAUAUUGAAAGAGCUGGAUGAUAACACUGUAGAAGUGCUCCAUGUUGACUUUGGUGAUCGGGAAACAGUGUCGAGGGAUAACCUGCAAAAGAUCCCACAGGAAUUCCUAGAGCUUCCCUUCCAGGCCAUUGAAGCUGGAUUGUCUCAUGUGGUGCCACGAGAUGAAAUGUGGGAAAAAGCUGCAGAGGAUCUCAUCUGGGACCUUGCUCACUAUGUGACGAAUGAGAUGAAAGUUCUCACAGCCAAGGUUGUAUCCAAGCAACAUGCAACAUAUUCUGGUAUCCACAAGUACUCUGUGGAGUUAUAUGAUACGUCUACCUACUUUGAUGUGAACCUGGCCUUGGAGCUAGUCUGGUCUGGAUAUGCUACUCCUACAGAGGAUUCCACCUAUCAUGAAUUGUUUUCACCACCUCAAGACAAAACCUUCUUCACUGUUCCAAUCCUGAAGCUGCUAGACCUGUGUAGCCAGAUCUACUGGGGCAAGGGAAGUUGUAAAGCUGUAGAUGCAGGAAAGGAAAUCCUCAAAAUGGUGACAUCAUGUACUAAAAGUAAACCGCUCAACCUUGUGAACUACGGAGGGCUGAAGGCUAUCAUUAAGCUGAUUGGCCGAGUGGGGUUUGAGGACAUCCACCAAUGUCUAUUGGACAGUCUCAUUACUGCAGCUUGGAAACAUGACAGAAUAUGUGAAGAAAUAGUAGAACAAGAUGGAUGUGUUGGCCUUGUGAACAGCCUAGAACAGACGAACAGGCCAUGGUUACAAGAACAGGUUUUGACUGCUAUGGGGAAGUUCCUAGAUAUUAGCAUCAGGUUUAUGCCUUGUUUUGAGGAAGAGAGUGUGGUUAGGACUAUGUGUGAAAUGUUGGAUUCCACAGAUGAAUCUAAGGUACAAGCAGCUACAUGUCGUACCCUGAGAAAGAUGUGUCGACUAUCUGAGGCGGUGUUAAUGAUGACCUUUGACCACAAAAUUUGCUCUAGACUGAUUAGCUGUCUUGGAGAUGAAGACAGAACAGUUGACCCAGAUGUUACUAUGGCAGCCAUGGAACUCCUGGAUACACUCCUGGAAAAGAAGGAGAAGAAUGAAGAUUCUCUGACAAAGCCCAAGCUGGUGAAGUGUGUGGUUGGCGUCCUAAAGCACACGGAGGAGGAGAAAUGUAUCCAGUGUGGACUAAGAUAUUGUAACUUUUACGGGAAACUGAAUCGGAGAAACAAGGCUACACUUCUGCAACUAGAGCUUGUCCCGGUCUUAGACAGAUUUCUGAGCCUGCCUCACCUGCCCUCAGUCAUUCAUGAUUUGUGUUUGGACCAGAAGUCAAGCCUUGUCGUCAACGUCCAGUCCUCUCAGACCAUAAAGAACACACCUAUUCGAAAAUCCAAACUAGCUAGUGACAGUAACGGCAUCCUACCUCAAGUGUUGUGGUCUGAGAACAUUUUUACUGUAAGACUUACUGUGAAGGUGGUGGGUGUGAACCCAAAGUCUGAUCCGGUACAAAUCACUGAGAACUCGGUCUCCUUCAGGGCUUCAGUUGAAGGUCAGGUGUAUGAAGUGGAGUAUAUCCUGUUUGAUUCUAUCUUACCCGUCCGUAGUCAGGUGAAAGUCGGCUCCGGUGAAGUUACCAUCAUCUUACGCAAGAAUCAGAAGGGACGCUGGCCACGACUCAGCAAACUUAAAGCCAAGCCUGCCAAUCUGAUGUAUGAUUUUGACCGAUAUGAAGACAGCUCAUCUGCUGAGGACGAGGACUGUGAUGAAAGUUUAGCAGGUCCCACGAGGAAAAGUAAGAAACUACCAACAGGAAUCUCAGCAGGAAAGAAACAAGAGAUUAUGGAACGUCAUCUCCUAGAACACCAAGGCUCUACGCCAUCAAGUGAUGAAGAUUUAGGCACUCUUAGGAUCACUGAACCUGACCCUUAUGAUAUCUUUGAUGUUGGACAAUAGAGAUGUAUGACGGCCAGUGAUGGAGAAGAAUAUUUGUCAUGUAUUCAUAUAACAGACACAAUAUUUAUCGGGAUAGUCAGCCAGAAAUACAAAAUGUUUUGUGCCUUGUGUUUGAAGUUGAAGGACAAGUGAUAAACUCUUCAACUUCAAUAAUGUUGACUUCAGUGAAAUUUAGUAAAUAUAUUCUGAGCAGCAUAGUAUCAUGAUGAGAUGUGAAAAUGGUAAUUUUGGAGAUAUCGGACAGUAUUGGAGUCCCUUUAGGGGACCAGAGUGAAAUACGUUCGCGCAUUGCAUCUUCAUUGUAAAAACUUGCAUCAGAGGGAUUGCCUGCAUCUUUUCUUGAAUAUCAUGAUCAAGUGUGCUGGUCAUCCAGUCACAUUUUCUGUAUUGUUUUUGUUGUGAUCUCCCUAAUUUAGAGUAAUUAGGAGGAAUUUGAUUUUCAAGACAGAUACAGUCUUGACAGAAGUCACUGUAACAAUGUUUUUGACACAGUUGUGACUUAAAAAGAUUUUAAAAGUUAUUUUUAUGUUCUUUGACAUGUUUGAUAACAAGGCAGCUUUUUUGUAUCAUUUUGUUUGGUUUUUCAUUGAAGAGUUGUUAACUCAAACUUUUAGAUAGAGAUAAAAGGUUGUUAAAUCUCUUGACAGUAAUAUCUGGAUAAAAAGAGAACCUUGUCAUUUCAAAUAUAUUUCACUUAAUAAAAUUGCAACAAAAUUCUCCUUGAAGAACUAUUGGAUCUUCUCCAUUGAUAACAAAUCUUUCUUUUGAAGUAGCACUGGAUCCUCCAUCAAAGAACAUGUCCAUUAAUACUGGAGGAUAAACAGGAACCAGAGGAAAUAUAAUGACCCAGAAUUCUUAUUGAUCAACUCACAUUUCAUUGUGGUUCACACACAAAAACGUAUUGAUGGGAAUUUAUUUAAUCAAUUUGAAAGAAUUGGCUUUGAAUGAUCUUGAUUUAUGUAAGAAUGACCUCCCCCCGCCCACUCCCAGAAAAAGAAAAUGGUCUUUGAGGGAUCACAAGAACAAGUUGGUUGGUUGAUUGGUUUUGUCCUUUUAUAGAGUUUCUUCAGGAUAUGACAGUUCUACUAGAUGAUGGAACUAGUGGACUCACUUAUAGGAACCCAGUUCCAUUGUCUUUUUAUAUUGAUUUUCACAGUGAACUUGCGUUCCUCAUGCAUUCUGUCAGUUACUCUGCAUACCUUCCGAUAUCCAGACAAGAGUUCUAGCAACUAUGUCUCCAUCAAUGCAGACAUCAUGACUUUCACUCUAUACCUUCUUACCUGGUAAAUUGAUUUAAGAUUUAUAACGGCAAAUUUGUUGAUAUUUGCAGGAGAAAUGAAGCAGAACCAAUAGCUAGUCAGCCUAGAGUAAUCUGGCUUUCAUGACCUUGACCUAUUUUCAAAUGGGUCAUGACUUGAAAAAUAAUAGAGACCUAUAUGUUGUUAUUUAUUGCUAAAAUUCAUGAAGACAAGAUGAGAUAGGUUUCCUGUACUGUUAUAUACAAGCAUAAAGGAUUCAAAGGUUAGACUCUAUUCUAAGAUUUUCUUUUUAAAAUUCCUCCAUGAGUUUCUAGCUCCUGUUUAUGAUCUCCUGAACUUUAAGAGAGAUUUACUGAAGAGGUCAGAAGUCUUGGUUUUAAUUCUCUAGGAUUUAGAUCCUGUGGAGGUUUGUGUUUUGUUGAAUGUGUUGUGAUGUGUUCACUUUUUGAUGUACAUUAUGUAAGUUAUGGCAGCCCAAAUGUCCUAGCAGUACAAUAUAUAUACAACUUUCCAACUCGCGGCAUUCAUAGCUCAUGGCUGACACUGCAGAGCUAUAACAGGGCAAAACUAUUUAAAGGUUGUAGGAUUACAAUAUUGCAAUACCUCUGUGGUGGAUGCAUUCUUCACUCAUGUUUUCUUUGACCCCUUAAAAAUACAAUAUACUUUUAGCGCAAUUUAUUUGGAUGCCAAAUAUAGCAAAACUAUGGAAAAUUAACGCAUAAGUUUGGAUUCCAACACACGGUUGCUGUGACUGACUGCCAGGUCACUUGUGAUGAACCUUGUCCAUUUUUGUCAUAAUCAGGUGUCCACAGUAGAUAAAUAAAUCAUAUUGUGAUGUACAACUGAAAGGAUCUCCAACAAACAAAUUGUGUACUAUUCAACCAUGUUUUUAUCUGUGGUCUGUGAUUUGACAUUCCUUUGUUAUCUUUAUUUCUGCAGAAAUACAAUCAAAAAAGAAACUUGAGAGAAAAGAACAAAAAAGAUGAAACAUAUACAGAUGUAAUCAAAGUCAUAUUGUUUUUCAAUGUCUUCAUGACAAGUUACUUUACUAUUGUGAAACAAGUACUAUCAGCAUAUACUAAUUACUUAUUCUUAUUGUCCUGGAUGGAAGGUCACUUGGGGUCUUAUUGUGGGAAAAAACACAUGUAUGUUGACAAAAAAAUGUAUGUUGUUUAGCAAGAGAUUCCAAACCUUAUCACAUCUGAUUUCAGGGAAUUGAAUCAUAUUUGUCUUGGUGAUUGGCAGGUGUGUAACUUCCACAUCACCUGACCACUACCCUUGUAGAUGAAGGGAAGCAUUCCUUUAUCAUGUUCAUAAGAAGGGCAAGCAUAAUACCAGGAUGACAUACUCAUAAAAAAAAACAAUAUAUUCCUUUUCAGAGCUAACAAACAAUUAUCUGGUUUCUGUGUGUGACUUUCAAUAUAGUGGAGACCAUUAUCAUUGGUACUUUUUCAAUACCUCCACUCGGACCUCUUGUUACAAAAAUCUGACACUACACUAAAAGAGCUAAAAAAUUCAAACUGAUUUGGUUCAAAGUGAUUCUCAAUGGUCCAGAUGGAAAUUAGUAUCACAAUGUGGGAGUAAGUCAGAGCAGCUGGAGGAGUCCUUUUCGAUGUGGUGAAUGACCUAAAACUUUUGAUGUCUGAUGAAUCGCCUGUUACCACUAAGCUCCCUGACAACCCAUCUAGGAUAUCUUGUUGAGGUGGGGGCCAUCAAAUGUCAUCCAAGGCAAUUUGGGUAUAGUGCCUCAAAGUCACUACCUUUUCAGCACAAACAGGUCCAUGUCUCAGCUCCUUGGGAGACACAGACUGCCACAGACAGAAAACAUUUAACCAUGCACCUUGGAUCUUCUAUUGAGGUUACAUAGUUCAAUGCUCUAACUGACUGAGAUGUAGCAGCCCCCUUCUUUACUGAAUGUCUAGAUCUCUCACUUACAAUGGCAGGUGUGUUAAUUAGGUGAAGGAAUUCAUUACCUGAAAAUUAAGGUUAUAAGGUUAACAACAAGACAAAACUGUCAGGAUCAUUUCCCUUCAUUACUGUUCUUUAUAGUUUGAUAUUUUUGUAAGAAAUCUGAGGACUUUGUUUCUCUAUUGAACCAAAUGAUCAAAACAAGUAGAUUGUUUUAUUUCAAUUGAAUAUGAAAUACAGGAUGCAGAAAAAUAAUGAUUUCAACCAUAGUGCCUGUAGACGAUGAUGUAAGUGUGUUCAGUUAAGUAAGCAAUAUAAAUACAUGCAGUUGGUACUUCAGCUGAUAUUAUCUUUCCAUGUUUAUUUUUAUUUUAAAGAUGGGCUACAGUUCAAAAAAUAAUAAGGGCUUUUCAAUAAGAUCAAAUUCAAAUGUGUUAACAUAUUAGUGUUAUCAGGCUGAGAAUGCAUUAAAUCUUUAGUCAGAUCACACAAAAUAGUGUCGUUCAUAACAUAAUGAUGACAUAUGAAGCUUAAGACAGGUUUGUUGUUUGAAGAAAGUUACAUAUACUUUUUCUGUGUUUAUUGCCUUAUGAACAGCCAAGAUCAUUUUGAGAUAUUAUGUGAAACUGCUAACUUGAAUUUCUAGGGACUACAACGAUGGUUUAAGGGAAAGCAAGUUGUUAAAAUGAAUGAUCUUGACCCACUUUCUAUGUCACAUGGGUCAAAUAUGUUGAUAUCUUUAAACGAAUUCUUCUCAAUAAUCAAAAGGCCAAGAUUGCUGAUAUUGGGUUUGUAGUAUGCUGGGAUGAAAGGCUACCAAGUUUAUUAAACUGAAUGACCUUGAUCCACUUUCAAGGUCACAUGACUUUUCUAAAUAAUCAAAAAGGCACAGGAUGCUGAUAUUGAGCCAGUAGCGUGAUGAGAGGAAGUGCUACCAAGUUUGUUCAUACCAUUGCCUUUACCUACUUUGAAAGUCAUAGAUGUUAAAUAUGUCAUGGCCUUUGAUUGACUUCUCAAUAACCAAAAGACUAAAUGUGGUGAUAUUUGACCUGUAACAUGUUGGCAUGAAGGGCUACCAAUUUUUUUUUCAUAUUAUUGAUCUUGACCAUCUUCAAAGGUCACAGGUAUCAAAAACAUGUAUGUCAAAAUAUUUAAACAGCUUCUUCUCAAUAACCAAAAGACCCAGAGUGCUGAUAUUGGGCCUGUAGCAUGAUCUGAUGAAGGGCAACUAAGUUGUUUUAUAAAUAGUGACCUUGACCCACUUUCAAAGUCCAAGGGGCAAAGAUCAUUUAACAACUUCUUCUCAAUGAUCUAAGGGUUCAGAGUGCUGAUAUUGGGUCUGUUGUAUGCUGGCUUAAAAUGAUACCAAGUUUGUUCAUAUUGUUCAUAUUCAAGUGGGUCAAGGUCAAAUAAAUGUAAACCUUUUUCUAAGUAACCACAUGCCCAGUGUCAUGAUAUUGGGCUAGUAGGAUGCUGGGAUGAAGGGCAAUCAUGUUCAAAUUAAGGACUGUAACCUUGGCCUUUAUUCAAGUUUACAGAGGUCAAACAUGCUAAACCAUGACAGCAAAGAGUGCUAUCAAUUCUGUUAAAUUGAAAAUUAAGCCUUCAAACUUAGAAACAAGGAAAACUUUGUAAGUAUGCAAAUAUCAGUUCUGCACUGUCUGCCCCAAUGCUGGGACUGAUGGACAGGUUUUAUAACUGUCCAAAGACCUGAAGACCUCAGGUGACCGUUAAGGCCCAUUGGCCUCUUGUCUAACAAGUCAGAGUUAAUGUGAACUGGUCAUCAACCAAGUGACGGCUACAGGGUUAAUGUGACAAUUUUCAAAUACCUUUUGUAUACGUACAUGAGAGAGUAUGGGAUAUACUGGUUUUUACUAUCCGUCAGUCUUUAUUUAGCUGUUGCAUUUUCAAUAAACUUUAUUUUUAAAUUUAAAUAA